AGGUGGCUAUGGACUUGGCACAUUAGGAUGCAGUAUAAUUGCAACAGAGUUGGCCUAUGGAUGUUCUGGCAUGCAACUGAUCUUGGAGGGUAAUACCUUGUCGGCAUCACCAAUUAUCAUAGGAGGAUCAGAAGAUCAGAAAAGGAAGUACCUUGGCAGACUCACAUCAGAACUUGUAUUUAUGUCUUAUGCAGUUACUGAACCAGGUGCGGGGUCUGACGUUGCGGGAAUCAAAACAAGAGCAGAAAAGAAAGGGGACGAGUAUGUGAUAAAUGGAAGCAAAAUGUGGAUAACGAAUGCUGGUGUGGCGGAAAAUUUCUUCGUGUUGGCGAGGACAGCGGAAGAUCCAAAGACAUCGGCUGGAAAAGCGUUCACUGGAUUUAUAGUCGACGCGUCAACUCCAGGUGUGACGGUAGGGAGGAAGGAGCAAAAUAUGGGCCAACGAGCGAGCGAUACGCGAGGCAUUACAUUCGAAGACGUAGUUGUCCCAAAGGACAAUACACUUGGUGGAGAAGGGAACGGAUUCAAGCUUGCUAUGAAGGCGUUCGAUAGAACGAGACCAAUUGUUGCAGCUGCUGCUGUAGGUGUUGCCAAGAGAGCUCUACACGAAGCUACAAAUUACUCUCUUCAGAGAAAAACCAUGGGAGUGUACAUCGCAGAGCACCAAGCCGUUUCACAAAUGUUAGCCGAUAUGGCGAUCAACGUAGAAGCAGCAAAUCUUCUUACCCUGCGAGCAGCCAAAGGUAUGGAUGACGGAGAGAAGACUUCAUUUGACGCUUCUAUUGCCAAAGCUUUUGCUGCGGACGUUGCUAUGAAGUGCUCUACAGACGCCGUGCAAAUAUUUGGCGGGAAUGGAUACAACACCGAGUACCCAGUGGAAAAACUGAUGAGAGAUGCAAAGAUUUACCAGAUUUAUGAAGGGACAGCACAAAUUCAAAGAAUUAUCAUCGCCAGAGAGAUGCUAUCGAAUGCUAAAAUGAAGAACCAUUAAGAUAAAUUGUCAUGGUUAAAUAAUUAUGAACUUCAAAAUUUACAAAUAAUUGAAUUUAAUCAAUAUAAGAAUUAUAAGCGAGGUCCUAUGCGAGAACAUCGGGUAUUUAUAAUCAUAAUAAUGAUAUGUCGAUUACAUCCCAUAGGCCUUUGCCAUUAUUAAUUUGUUAUACUAGAUCUACCGGUAAUUUUUAAUAUGAAUCAGGCACAAAUCAAUUUCUUCGUAAGACUUAAGCCAUUAAAAACCAAGAUGAAAAAGUA
Messenger RNA from Anneissia japonica, 1251 nucleotides. RefSeq names its product medium-chain specific acyl-CoA dehydrogenase, mitochondrial-like. The transcript has 7 exons. The record is from RefSeq and is a predicted model, not a curated record. NCBI's taxonomy places the organism in Eukaryota, Metazoa, Echinodermata, Crinoidea, Comatulida, Comatulidae. Gene Ontology annotation, cellular component: mitochondrion. Gene Ontology annotation, molecular function: flavin adenine dinucleotide binding; medium-chain fatty acyl-CoA dehydrogenase activity. Bases 71 to 991 code for a protein of 306 amino acids. Gene Ontology annotation, biological process: fatty acid beta-oxidation; medium-chain fatty acid catabolic process.